This is a messenger RNA of Phaeoacremonium minimum UCRPA7, 519 nucleotides long. RefSeq names its product putative integral membrane mpv17 pmp22 protein. The transcript has 3 exons. Gene Ontology annotation, cellular component: cytoplasm; membrane; mitochondrion. The record is from RefSeq and is a predicted model, not a curated record. The coding region runs from base 1 to 519 and encodes 172 amino acids. Lineage: Eukaryota; Fungi; Ascomycota; Sordariomycetes; Togniniales; Togniniaceae.
AUGUUGAGAUGGUACCAGGCCAAGCUGCUCAAGCGGCCGUUGCUCACGCAGGCCGUGACCACGGCUGUUCUCUUUGCUACCGGCGACAUCACCGCUCAGCAGCUGGUUGAGAAGAAGGGCAUCGAGAAGCAUGAGCUGGCACGGACGGCCCGCAUGGCCCUCUACGGUGGAACGGUGUUCGGCCCGGCCGCGACGACCUGGUUCGGUUUCCUGCAGCGCAACGUGAACCUGCGCUCGCCCAACGGCACGAUCCUGGCGCGCGUGGCCUGCGACCAGGGUCUGUUCGCCCCGACCUUCAUCGGCAUCUUCCUCGGCAGCAUGGCCGUCUUGGAGGGCACCUCGCCGCGGGAGAAGCUCGAGAAGAACUACAAGUCCGCCCUGACGACCAACUACCUGAUCUGGCCGUUCGUGCAGAUGAUCAACUUCAAGUUCGUCCCGCUGCACCAUCGCGUCCUCGUCGUCAACGUCGUCAGCAUCGGCUGGAACUGCUAUUUGAGCUAUCUCAACAGCUCCAAGUAG